CCUUCUUCUGGGUGUGUUGGCCUAUGUACAAUAGCUAACUUUAGUGGGAUUUCUUGGCUUUCUUUCGGACCUGGUAGAAAAGAAAAAGCCAAUGUUACCAUAGGUUCAGAACAAUGUGUAACCACAGUAAGGAGGCUACUGUGACUCCAACUGCCAUACUCCACUUGUUUUAUGAGUUGUAUUUGAAUAACUAUACUGCAGUAGGGUGUUUUGGACUAGUUCUGCUCACAGCAACAAAUACCACAAAACCCACACAGUGUAAUUGCCAUACAAACCAACAAAUAUCACUAAGUGCUAAUUAAUAGUAACUUACGUUUGUUUUUUUGAAUC
Molecule: messenger RNA, 330 nt
Organism: Geodia barretti
Lineage: Eukaryota; Metazoa; Porifera; Demospongiae; Tetractinellida; Geodiidae
Source: the annotation of a GenBank genome assembly